Messenger RNA from Condylura cristata (star-nosed mole), 1091 nucleotides. RefSeq names its product indolethylamine N-methyltransferase-like. Gene Ontology annotation, molecular function: N-methyltransferase activity; amine N-methyltransferase activity. The record is from RefSeq and is a predicted model, not a curated record. The transcript has 3 exons. NCBI's taxonomy places the organism in Eukaryota, Metazoa, Chordata, Mammalia, Eulipotyphla, Talpidae. Gene Ontology annotation, cellular component: cytosol. The coding region runs from base 60 to 851 and encodes 263 amino acids.
CGGUGGUAACUACAACCCGACUGUAGGAGUAGAGAGACACAGUGUGCUCCUCAGCCAGCAUGGAGGGCAAGCUGUAUGGAGGAGAGGACUACCAGAAAGAGUUUGACCCUAAAGACUACUUACAAACCUACUAUUCCUUUGACUCAGGCACUGUGGCUGAAAAUGAAAUCCUGAAGUUUAACUUGGAGAACCUCUUUCAAACCUUCUCUUCAGGAGGAGUGGGUGGUGACAUCCUCAUCGACAUUGGUACCGGCCCCACCAUCUACCAGCUUCUCUCAGCCUGUGGGGCCUUCCGGGAGAUCUUCGCCACAGACUACACUGAGCAGAACCUCCGGGAACUGGAAAAGUGGCUAAAGAAGGAGCCUGGGGCCUAUGACUGGUCCCCAGCUGUGCAAUAUGUGUGUGAGCUGGAGGGCGACAGGAGCAAGUGGCAGGAGAAGGAGGCCCAGCUCCGAAAGAAGGUCACGCGGCUGCUGAAGUGUGACGUGACCAAGCCGCACCCUCUGGAGCCAGCGCAGCUGCCCCCGGCCGACUGCGUGCUGACCCUGCUGGCCAUGGAGAGUGCCUGUCCCACCGUGGACGCCUACCGGGCGGCCAUCCGGGGCCUGGUCAGCCUGCUCAAGCCAGGUGGGCACCUUGUCACCAUGGUGGCCCUGCGCUGCCAGUCAUACAUGGUGGGCGCCAAGAAGUUCUUCGCCCUCUACCUAGAGAAGGAGACGGUGGAGAAGGCCGUGCAGGAGGCUGGCUGCCAGGUGCUGCGCUGCACCUACAGCCCCAUCAGCUACUCCGAGGGCUGCUCCAUCAAUGAAGGAGUCUGCUUUGUGGUCGCCCGCAAGGGCCCUGGAGCCUGAGGCCAGCCUGGCAGCGAAGGGCCCCAAAGGCAAAUCUAGGCCCAUGUUUCUAGAGCCUCACUCCACAGCUUCCGGAAGUCAGGCAGAGCCUGUGAGCUACCUCUCCCCUCCUAACCCUUCCUCCUAAAGUCACAGGUGAAACACAGACACCUCCCCUGUACGCACGCCAGGGAUCCAUCAGUCCCCCUCACCCUUUCCUAUGCAUCUUGUAGCAAAGAUCAAGAAAAUAAAACGGCUCGG